This is a messenger RNA of Otolemur garnettii (small-eared galago), 1981 nucleotides long. It is a transcript of the gene STXBP4, whose product is annotated as syntaxin binding protein 4. Gene Ontology annotation, molecular function: syntaxin binding. Lineage: Eukaryota; Metazoa; Chordata; Mammalia; Primates; Galagidae. Gene Ontology annotation, biological process: insulin receptor signaling pathway; regulation of insulin secretion involved in cellular response to glucose stimulus. The record is from RefSeq and is a predicted model, not a curated record. Gene Ontology annotation, cellular component: cytoplasmic vesicle. Bases 76 to 1749 code for a protein of 557 amino acids. The transcript has 16 exons.
AGAAGAAGUUCUAGAUCCUUCAUCAAGACCUUCAUUUACACAGCCGUUAAAUCCGAGGCUUACUGUGGUGGAAGCAUGUAUAAAAAUACAUCGGCUGUAGACUCAUCCAGUCUUCUUGAAAAAGAUCCUUCCUUUCAGAUGAUUACAGUUACCAAGGAAACAGGUCUGGGUCUCAAGAUCCUAGGAGGAAUUAACCGGAAUGAAGGUCCCUUGGUAUUUAUUCAGGAAGUCAUUCCUGGAGGAGACUGUUACAAGGAUGGUCGUUUGAAGCCAGGAGAUCAGCUGGUCUCAGUAAACAAGGAAUCAAUGAUUGGGGUAUCAUUUGAAGAAGCAAAAAGGAUUAUUGAGAAAGCCAAAUUGAGGUCAGAAUCUACUUGGGAGAUAGCAUUCAUAAGACAAAAAUCUGAUAUCCACCAUCCAGAAAAGCUAUCGUGUGCAUCUUUCGAAGCUUCAGAAGAAUAUGGACCUCAAGCCUCAACAUUUAGUCUUCUUCCUUCUCCCCCUGAAAUACUAAUUCCAAAGACCUCAUCCACUCCCAAAAUUAAUGACGCCAUUUUACCUUCUUAUGAGAUAAGUCAGACAAAAAUUGGAUGCAGCAAAACAGAACAGACUCCAAUUACUUCUUCAGACAACAGCCCUCCAGAUAUGGCUGAUACAGGUGGUGCUCCUGCCUGGAGUGAUAAUUAUGAACCUCAGGAAGAGGAGGUUUCCCUAAAUCCCUCUGUUCGUGUUAAGGCAGAGAAGCUGGAAAUGGCUCUGAAUUAUCUUGGUAUUCAGCCCACAGAGGAACAACACCAAGCCCUGAGACAGCAAGUACGAUCAGACUCAGAUGGGACGGUGUCUUUUGGAGAUUUUGUCCACGUUGCCAAAAAGUUGUUUUGCUUGCAGUUGGAUGAAGUAAAUGUUGGUGCACCUGAAAUCUCCAACACAUUAGAGUCACAGCUUCUUCCCUGUGAUUCUUUAGAAGCCGAUGAAAUAGGAAGGCUUACGCGUGAAAGAAACGAUGCCUUGAAAGAAGUGAGCGUACUUAAGGAAAAAUUAUUUGAAUCAGAGAAACAAAGGAAGCAAUUGACAGAAGAACUCCAGAAUGUGAAACAAGAAGCCAAAGCUAUAGUUGAAGAGUCGAGCGCCCUGCGAAGUCGGCUUCAUCUUGCUGAAGCCGUGCAGAAGCAGGUGCACGGGAUGGAAAUGGACUAUGAAGAAGUGAUCCGUCUGUUAGAGGCCGAGAUCGCAGAGCUAAAGGCUCAGCUUGCUGAUUAUGCUGACCAAAAUAAAGAAAAUGUUCAGGAUUUAAGAAAGAGAAUCACAGUACUUGACUGCCAAUUGAGAAAAUCAGAAAUGGCUCGAAAAACUUUUGAAGCAUCCACUGAAAAGCUUCUUCAUUUUGUAGAGGCUAUUCAAGAAAUAUUUUCUGACAUUUCUGCUCCCUUAUCAAAUUUAAGUGAAAGAAGAAUGGUGUUCACUUCUAAAACUUCCUCCGCAUCCCUGGGAAGGCACGGACGUGACAUCCCAGCAACACUGGCGCUUGAAUCUAAGCAGCUUGUUAAGUCUGUUCACGCCCUGCUUGACAUGGAUUGUUUACCUUAUGGGUGGGAGGAAGCUUACACAGCAGAUGGCAUCAAGUACUUCAUCAAUCACGUAACACAGACUACAUCCUGGAUCCAUCCCGUGACGAGUGUCCUGAAUCUGUCUUGCUCAGAGGAGAAUGAAGAGGAUUGUUCUAGAGAACUUCCCGACCAGAAAACUUGACGGAUUUCUCUAGGAAGUGGAUUCCCAUGGUCUUCUGGCGUCUCAAUCCACAGGGAUGAGGAGCAGAGACACGUAACACCCAAGUCUGAAAUGCAAUAGUCUAAAUCAGGAGUGAAGCAUCCACUACCACUCACAGUGUGAAGUCAAGACUCUGCAUUUAGGAUAUUUUUGUAAAACUUUUUGCUAUUACUGUAUACAUUUAAAAGAGCAAUUAGCAGCAUAGUAGUUCUUU